Paramecium sonneborni is the source of this 371-nucleotide messenger RNA. The record is from the annotation of a GenBank genome assembly. Lineage: Eukaryota; Ciliophora; Oligohymenophorea; Peniculida; Parameciidae.
UUUCAAUAAUCAAAUGAAUUAUGCUUACAAAAGAAGCAAAAGAUCAUACAUUAAGAGUUCUUCUUAAACUAGAAAACUUUUAGCUGAAUUAGUCUUAAUUUAAGGGUUGAAUAUCAAAAAUGUAAGAAUUUGUAUAUUAAUAUAAGGCAGCUCAAAAAUUAUAGAUAAAAUACGCAACUGCAAAAUCGAUCAUCCUGUAUUACAGAUAAAAUGUGAUCAGGCAAUAAAGAAUAUGUAAUUCGACAAAAAGAUGUUCUUAUGCUUCUGCCAAAGAUGCAAUUUCUUAUACGAUUGUAUCAAAGUUAGCUGGGUAAGAAGUUAAUUCGAGAAGUAUUCAUUUCUUAAAAAUGGAUGUCACUAAAUAGCAAUGA